Molecule: messenger RNA, 1688 nt
Organism: Colossoma macropomum (tambaqui)
Lineage: Eukaryota; Metazoa; Chordata; Actinopteri; Characiformes; Serrasalmidae
Gene: cln5
Product: CLN5 intracellular trafficking protein
Exons: 4
Coding region: 33-1094 (353 amino acids)
Biological process (GO): lysosome organization
Cellular component (GO): lysosomal membrane; lysosome
Molecular function (GO): hydrolase activity, acting on glycosyl bonds
Source: RefSeq, a predicted model, not a curated record
GAUCGCAGGCGUUCAGCGAAACAAGGAAGCGAAUGCACAGCUGUGAAGAGAGAGAUGACGAGAGUGGAGGAAACUUUCUCUUCCCUGAUUCCAGUAUGAAACGACCAGUGUUUAUUGUUUAUUCGGUCUUCCAGGUUUGCUUUCUUGCUUUGAUCAGUUCUCGGAAUAUUAAUGGAAAGCAAGUUUGGCCUGUCCCUUACAGGCGAUUUGACCGCCGUCCAGACCCUGACCCCUACUGCCAAGCAUUGUACACCUUCUGUCCUACCGGAGACCCGGAUGGCCGUAUUCCCUAUAUGAGAGACUCUGAUGUGAUUUCGGUGUUUCGACUGCAAACCCCGGUGUGGGAAUUCAAAUACGGAGAUCUUCUGGGCAAAUUUCAUAUAAUGCAUGAUGCCAUUGGGUUUGCCAGCUCAGAGACUGGAAGAAAUUACACUAUGGAAUGGUAUGAACUUUUCCAGCUUGGAAACUGCACUUUUCCCCAUGAAAGAGAGGACACGGCAGCUCCUUUUUGGUGUAAUCAGGGCGCAGCCUGCUUCUUCGAGGGGAUAGAUGACCUGCAUUGGCAACAAAAUGGAACUGUGGAAAAAGUGGGAGAAAUUUCAGGUGAGCAGUUUAACGAUUUGGCACGAUGGGUUCAAGAGGACAAUGAAACUGGGAUUUAUUACGAGACAUGGACAGUGCGGUCAGACCCAGGGGCCAACUCCACAACAUGGUUUGAGUCAUAUGAUUGUUCACAGUUUGUACACCGCACAUACAGGAAAAUGGCAGAGCUAGGAGCCAAGCUCUCGAGCAAAACUCAGACCAACUACACCAAAAUAUACCUGUACAGUGGAGAGCCUACCUACCUUGGGGAUGAUGACACUAUCUUCGGUCAGUCGUCUAUGAAAACUCUGGCCACAGACAUCAAAAAGUUUUACCACUCUUUCCAACCUCACCAGUCAAUGAUUCAGUUCAUCCUCAGCCUGAUUGAAGUCUAUAAAAAGGUAGUAUUGGAAAAGACAUUCUAUUUGUACUAUAACUUUGAAUACUGGCACCUGCCAAUGAAGGCACCUUACAUUCAGAUUACUUAUGAGGAAGUUCCUUUACCACACUGAAGCCAUCUCCUCUUUUUUUAAUACCAAUGUCAGAUGACAGUUAAGCACUUCCUCUUCUUCCUCAAAGGGAGCAAAUUUGUGCUGUGGAACUACCACUUGUUAACUGUGAAUAGCUAACUAAUCUAUCACUAACUCCAGAUUACAUUUUGGUUGGAGUAACAUUCAAGUGAUAUAUGACAUCAUCUGAAAUGCUUGAUUAAUGUAUAACUACAGCCAUAUACUAAGUGUUUCUUCUGUUUUAAUGAAUUGUAAAGUAAUCACAGUCUGCACAACUGGAAUUUUAUGUAAUUUAUUGGAACAAUGCAAAAUGAGAAGCAAGUGAGUAUGUUGAAAACAACAAGCUGAUGCUCACACAUCAAGUUUUUUCCCCCAAAACAGUACUUAGGUAUUCAUUUUGAGAAAAGAACACUAUUGUCAGUUGAAAACGCUGGCUAUGAGUCAUAAACCUUUCAUAUAGACAAAACCAUUAUAGACAUUUCACUCUUGUAAAUCAGUAUGUACAAAUGAGUGACUCAUUUUCUUGCAUUUUGGGUAAAGCACUGCUCACCAACAAACUUGAUUUUCACUUGUCACUCCAAUAAAAAGCUAAACAAG